Molecule: messenger RNA, 2210 nt
Organism: Chaetomium fimeti
Lineage: Eukaryota; Fungi; Ascomycota; Sordariomycetes; Sordariales; Chaetomiaceae
Product: major facilitator superfamily domain-containing protein
Exons: 3
Coding region: 183-1955 (590 amino acids)
Biological process (GO): transmembrane transport
Cellular component (GO): plasma membrane
Molecular function (GO): transmembrane transporter activity
Source: RefSeq, a predicted model, not a curated record
CUCGGUUUCGUUGACGCUUUGCAUUCCUGAGUUUCUUGCCGAGUUUCUCAUCUCUUCUUCCUUCGCCAGGGGUUGCCCCCUUCCGUCUCCCGAAGUUUCCAGCCCUACCCGUGCCCCUUGUCCCUUGACUCCCCUCAUCCUGCCCCCACAACAACGACAACAAGCACGAAGUGUUUUGCAACAUGGCCGCAUCCGGCAGCAGUGCCACGGCUCGGGAGGCCGACGGCCAGAAGGAGCUCGUUGCAGCCGAGGACAAGACCCAGGUCACAGUUAAGCGCGGCGUCCGCUUCUGGGGCACCUUCGUUGCCCUGUGCUGCCUUUCCUUCAUCUCCGCCCUCGACGUCGCCAUCGUCACGACUGCCCUGCCGACCGUGACGGCGGCCAUUGGCGGCGCCGAGCAGUAUGUGUGGAUUGCCAAUAGCUUCGUGGUCGCGUCAUGCGUGUUGCAGCCACUGUUUGGUCAGCUGGCCGAUGUGUUUGGUCGGCGCCGGCCCUUCAUCGCAUCCGUCGUCCUUUUCACCCUUGGUAGUGGGAUCGCCGGCGGUGCCAAAGAUGCCGCCAUGCUGAUCGCCGGACGGGCGGUCCAGGGCGCUGGGGCUGGUGGCAUUGUUGUCAUGUUGGAUAUCGUGUGCUGCGACUUGGUGCCGUUGCGAGAAAGAGGCAAGUACCUCGGUUUGAUGUUCUCGUGGUCAGGUGUCGGUGCGGCCUUGGGACCUCCAGUCGGUGGUGCUCUAGCUGAAGCAAACUGGCGCUGGAUGUUUUACAUGAACAUUCCCAUCUGCGGUGUCGCCCUCGCCUUCCUGCUCCUCUUCAUGCGCUUCAAGACCGGCACGGCGGCCACUGAGCACAGGGGCAUUGGGGCCAAGUUUCGCCGGCUCGACAUCAUCGGCAACCUGAUCUUUACCUCUAGCAUGAUCUCUCUCCUGAUUGGCCUCGUCCAGGGUGGCACCGAUGAACAGCAUGAGUGGUCCUCGUUUCGCAUCAUUGUACCUAUCGUCCUCGGCGUCGCCGGCUGGGCCGCCUUCCACGUACACCAAGCGGUCUUGGCCCCGUUUCCUAGCGUCCCGCCGCGGCUGUUUACGAACCGGACUUCGGCCAUCGCCUACGGACUGACCUUCACCUCAUCGGUCGUGCUCCAGGCCACGGCGUAUUUCUUCCCCGUAUAUCUCCAAGCCGUCCAGGGCACGACCGUGCUGGAAUCCGGCACCUACUUCCUUCCCUUUGCAUUGUCGUCCCUCGUCUUUGCCGUCCUGGCCGGCAUCCUGCUCAGCACCUUUGGAGCCUACCGACCCCUGCACGCGGCGGCCUUUGCCCUCUCGAGCCUGGCCUUUGGCCUGUUCACGCUGCUGGACGGGUCGACGUCCAAGGUGGCGUGGGUAUGGUACCAGCUGAUCGCGGCCGCCGGGUCGGGCCUGGUCAUGUCGACGCUCCUGCCGGCUCUCAUGGCCUCUCUGCCCGAGAGCCACGUGGCGUCGGCGUCGGCGACCUACAGCUUCUUCAGGACUUUUGGAUACGUCUGGGGCGUUACCCUCCCUGGUAUCAUCUUCAACGCGGCCGUGGGCAGCAAUCUCGAGAGUAUAUCCGACCCGACACUCCGGGCCCAGAUGGCCGAUGGAGCUGCCUACUCCUUUGCAAGCGCGGUCCAUGGACUGAGACGGGAUGGAGCGCUAGGCCCGGUCGCUUUCCAACAGAUGACGGAUGUCUAUUCGGAGAGCUUAAGGGUCAUCUGGUGGCUAUGUUUGGGCAUAAGUCUGGUCAGCUUGCUCGCCGUUCCAGUGAUGAGAGGCUUGGAGCUACGCAAGGAGUUGGAGACCGAAUAUGGCCUCGAUGAUGGAGUGAAAGUGAACGGGGUCGGUUCUUCCUCGUCUGAUGAGGAAGUCGGGAGGGCGGAAGAGAAGGUGAAAGUGGACGGGGUUGUGCAGUGUCGCGUGGUUUCUGAGCCCAACUCAGCAUGACUUGGCUCUGGCGUACAUGUGUGCCAGCGUUGAGGGUACGGAGAGUGUUGCGAGAUAGACGAAAGGUGUCAAAUCUGUAUACCUACAUGUAAUAUGUUGCUCCUUUACAGCCUGACCGAGACCGUGUAGGCGAACUCCCUUGGGCCGAGAUUUGUCAGAGGAAAACCGUAAAGGUUACCAAUUCUGCCAGCCAAGGAUAGGGUGGGGGGACGCUCCAAUUUCGAGGGCCCUACCUAGGUAUACAGCGUGCGGAGG